GAAUGACUGAAUUUAUGAGUAGUUCGCCAGUAGUGGUAAUUUGUCUAGAAGGUGAAAAUGCGAUAAAGUUUAAUCGCGAAAUUAUGGGGGCCACUGACCCCCAACAAGCCCAAGAGGGAACGAUUCGAAAGAUUUAUGGAAAAAGUAUUGAUAAUGCUAAUGCGGUCCAUGGCUCAGAUAGUGCUAAAGCCGCCGCAAGGGAAAUAGAAUUAUUUUUUAAAGAGGAGGAAAUUUUUUCUUAA
Paraglomus occultum is the source of this 242-nucleotide messenger RNA. The record is from the annotation of a GenBank genome assembly. NCBI's taxonomy places the organism in Eukaryota, Fungi, Glomeromycota, Glomeromycetes, Paraglomerales, Paraglomeraceae.